GGCGCGUAGAAAAUAAGCUUAUGAUUUUGACACACAAUCCGUACCGCACAUCCGCCACCGCACCCAACCGACUGAUGUGCAGCAGCAGGAGGGCUCCGGAUCCCGUCAUUAGCACCACAACGACAAGAAGACACAAAAGGAGUAAGCACAAAAGUAGCUACCAGGCGGCAGACCGCGGUGAAGAAGUGAAAGCCCACCACCGGAGAGAGAGAGAGAGCGAGUAAGCGAACCGAGCUUCCCCGCCCCCAUUUUGGUUGUCGUUGUCAGUCUAAUGUAAACAAACCCGUUGCCAGAAGAAGGAGACACAUCUCUUCGAUCGGGAACGGAAAAUUCGGUUUUUCACCGACCGGAAUUGCCCGCAGUCGGCCCCACGGACUAUCCGAUGGAUCUGACAAUCUACAGUGAUGUACCAAAUGAGACCCCCGGAUCGUAUUGUCGGUUUUGCUUCCGGGAAACGGAGCUGGUUCCGAUUUUUCACCCGGCAACGCUGGAACCAGUUAAUCGGCAACUGCUGGACAUCAUUCUCGAGUGCACUGACAUUCAACUAACAGCGGACAAUGAUUUCCCAUCUUCCGCCUGUCAGAAUUGCCUCCAGGUGCUGCAAGAAUUCUACCACUUCCGCCGACGUACGAAAGAGUACGACCGGAUCAUCCGAACGAAAGCGGUGGUCCGAAUAGAACCGGAGGUGUUGAUCGUUAAGCAGGAACCACUGGAGGAUGACACGCUGGAGAGUGUCCGCAGGCAGUACCUUGCCGAUAAACAGCUGCAGCAGCAGCAGCAGCGACAGGACGAAGAAGAAACGGAAGAAGCUGACGAGGAUGAGCAUGACAUCGGAAGCAGCAGCAGUACGCUCACUGCCGAGGAAAUGCGAGAGGAGGAAUUUCAGCAUCCUAGCCUUAAUGCCAUCUUCAAAAUUCGCACCAUUUCGACCGGUUCGAGUGGUUCCAAAUCGACGACGACGACGACCGGGCCGAGCAGCAAUCUGGAAGAGAACCGCUGCAUGGUGUGCGGCGAAAAAUUCUCCACCCGAGAAGCGUGGAUUUCGCACCUGCCACUGCACGCAGGCGAGCGACCGUUCCAGUGUCACAUCUGCCUGGCGCAGUUCAAAACUAAGUACGUACAGCAGAACCACAUCAAAACCGUACAUGAGAACAUUCGAAGCUACCAGUGCCAAGUGUGCACCGAUCCCAUCCGACAGUUCAAAAGCAAGCGCACACUGGAGGACCACAUGCGUUACCACACCGGGGAACGGCCGUUCCUGUGCACCCAGUGCAAUGUGAGCUUCUCGUCGGGAAGCGUGCACCGGAAUCACAUGUACCGGGUGCACAGGGAAAUGCGCAAAAAGGACCGCAAGUGCAGUUACUGUGGGAAGGAGUUCGACCGGAUACUGGAUCUGAAGCGGCACCAGACCAGCUACUGCGAGAAGAUCGUCGGCCGGGCCAUGGCCGAGAGGCUUUAGAUAGGGAUAUGAGACGGUUUAGUAGGAUAGCGUGCAAAUGCACAAUGAAAGAAUGUGGAGACAAGUGACAUACAGUAGCGGAACGGAAGAAGAGGAAAAGCAUAAAAUUAUUAUAUAUUAUACUUAUAUAAAUAUAGAUUUAUAUUGUAGAGCUAACCCCACGUGAAAAACAAACAAAGAUAAAAAGAGUAUAAUUUUAACUAAUAAAGCAUUACAAUAGUAGAUUGUCGUCGAUGUACCAAAAA
Molecule: messenger RNA, 1704 nt
Organism: Ochlerotatus camptorhynchus
Lineage: Eukaryota; Metazoa; Arthropoda; Insecta; Diptera; Culicidae
Product: zinc finger and BTB domain-containing protein 17-like
Exons: 2
Coding region: 383-1459 (358 amino acids)
Biological process (GO): regulation of transcription by RNA polymerase II
Cellular component (GO): nucleus; nucleoplasm
Molecular function (GO): zinc ion binding; RNA polymerase II cis-regulatory region sequence-specific DNA binding; DNA-binding transcription repressor activity, RNA polymerase II-specific
Source: RefSeq, a predicted model, not a curated record